CGGAAGUGAUGUCACAGGCCCCAUGUGAGCCGAUUGCAACACAUGCAGCGCGGAGAGGGGGAGCGCGAGCAGCCGGUGUCCGACGUCAGCGCCGCCGCGAGCCGCGCGCCGGGGGGAGCCGCGCCUGAGGCCGCCGCAGCCGCCGCCGCAGCAGGAGGAGGAGGAGGAGGAGGAGGAGGAGGAGGAGGGAGAAGAUGGCGGACGAUCCCAGCGCUGCCGACCGCAACGUGGAGAUCUGGAAGAUCAAGAAGCUCAUCAAGAGCCUGGAGGCGGCCCGCGGCAAUGGUACCAGCAUGAUAUCCUUGAUCAUUCCCCCCAAAGACCAGAUUUCGCGAGUGGCAAAAAUGUUAGCGGAUGAGUUCGGCACCGCCUCCAACAUUAAGUCUCGAGUGAAUCGCCUUUCAGUACUGGGAGCCAUUACAUCUGUACAGCAAAGACUGAAACUCUAUAACAAAGUACCUCCAAAUGGUCUGGUUGUCUACUGUGGAACAAUUGUGACAGAAGAAGGAAAAGAGAAGAAAGUAAACAUUGACUUUGAACCUUUCAAACCAAUCAAUACGUCGUUGUAUUUGUGUGACAACAAAUUCCACACAGAGGCUCUCACAGCACUGCUUUCCGACGACAGCAAGUUUGGCUUUAUCGUAAUAGAUGGUAGCGGUGCACUCUUUGGAACCCUUCAAGGAAACACGAGAGAAGUCCUGCACAAAUUCACUGUGGAUCUUCCAAAGAAGCAUGGUAGAGGAGGUCAGUCUGCCUUGCGUUUCGCUCGUUUGAGAAUGGAGAAACGACACAACUACGUAAGGAAGGUAGCAGAGACGGCUGUGCAACUGUUCAUUUCCGGCGACAAGGUGAACGUGGCUGGUCUCGUUUUAGCUGGAUCAGCUGACUUCAAAACUGAAUUAAGUCAAUCUGACAUGUUUGAUCAGCGGUUGCAAUCCAAAGUGCUCAAACUAGUUGACAUUUCAUACGGAGGAGAAAAUGGAUUCAAUCAAGCAAUUGAGUUGUCAACUGAGGUCCUCUCCAAUGUGAAAUUCAUUCAAGAGAAGAAACUAAUAGGACGAUACUUCGAUGAAAUCAGUCAGGACACGGGGAAGUACUGUUUUGGCGUUGAAGAUACACUAAAAGCUUUGGAAAUGGGAGCAGUAGAGAUACUGAUAGUCUAUGAAAAUCUGGAUAUAAUGAGAUACGUUCUGCACUGCCAAGGCACAGAGGAGGAGAAGAUCCUGUAUUUGACACCAGAGCAAGAGAAGGAUAAAUCCCACUUCACAGACAAAGAGACUGGCCAGGAACACGAGCUGAUAGAAAGCAUGCCCCUUCUGGAGUGGUUUGCGAACAACUACAAGAAAUUUGGAGCAACGUUGGAAAUUGUUACAGACAAAUCACAGGAAGGAUCUCAAUUUGUGAAAGGAUUUGGAGGAAUUGGAGGUAUCUUGCGGUACCGAGUGGACUUCCAGGGAAUGGAAUACCAAGGAGGAGACGAUGAAUUUUUUGACCUCGAUGACUACUAGGUAGUCGACCUGGGUCCGGCAAAACGUGCCUCGCCCCUCCAGCAUCCAACCCAAGGAGCAAACUCAUGGUGGAAAACACAACAGAUCCCUGCCUUAGAAUUGGAACAUUUCCAGAACUUGAUCCACAAGCAUUGGAUUGAAAAAAGCAAAACCCUACACUUUGGUUUGUCAUAGUGUCAGUACAGCAGCAAACUACUAAGUUCCUGUAUGCCACUUUGGACUAAUUUAAAAAGAAUCCCAGUUUUUACUUUUACUCAAUGGUGAAAUUGGUUGCUCUUGUAUUUUAUGAAAAUGAUUUUUUUAACCUUCAUGAUACAUUAACUGCUGUAAACCUCUUCCUUCAAAAAUUAAUAGAAGUAAGAUCCUACUGGUUCGUUUCUUUAUACUUGAUUGGAGAAAUCAGUUGCUGCACUUUGCAGCACCGUGACCCAUUUACAUGGCAUUCUCAGCUUAGACUGCAGAAGAAGCAAUGGAAUGAGAUUGGAGCCAUUCAUUCUCUUGAAAGGAAUGAGAAGGCACUUACCUGGAGUGCUGGCUUAUAACGUGUGGCUUGCAAAUUGAGAGGGUUUGGGGAGGCUUACCAGCCAAACGUGCUUUAAUCUAUUUGCAGAAGCACCGCUCGUGCAAACUAGGAAAUGCACUUCAUUGAUUGCAAUGGAAAUGCUGCUGAACUGGGCUUAAUUUGGAUUGGAGCAGUGCAGCCUUCAGGAUAUUUUUUUUUCCAGUCUUGACGAAAAUAAACAUGAUUUAAGUGAAGUAAGGUACACUUUGCUUGGUUUUGUUCCUCAGUAAGCUUUUCUUUUUUUUGCUUUAGGACUGCAUGAGGUUUCCUUGAUUGUGUGAAUUUCAACCCACAGUUCUUUAAUGGAAGCGGGCGUUUUACAGGGAUAAUUAGUCAGUGGAGCCUUUGACUGAAACCUUAGUGCUGGUGCAUUUGGAGUAGUUGAUUCGAAGCUGUUGAACGUUCGCACGGCCCUGGUUCGCCCGUGUCCCAGCACUAGGCCAGUCUCUCCUGGAAACCUGAUGCUGAGCUCCAACGCGCCCUUCACGGGUUAACGCCUCAGCGUUCCAGACGAGCUUUUUGUCCCGCCUGCUAUAUAGAAUGCACUUCAGCCGGCUAGGAGCGAAGGGCUUUGGGUGUCGCGCAGGCGGAGGGCGCAGUGACGGCUGGCACGCGGUAACGCACCGGUCUCGCUGGUUUUGGGGCUCUGGGCGCUGCCGCGGUCGCGCCGGUGCCUCCCGCAGCGUCUGUUCCACGCUGCCCGCCUGCCUGUUGUCCCCGUAAUCCCGUCUCAUUGAACAGGGCGGGGAGAGCUUGUCUUCAACCUUCUGCCACCUUGUGGGUUUUUUUCCGAGGUCCAAAAUUCCUUGUGAGCAAUAGAAUCCUGGCGGAGCACCCGGCGAUGCCUUUGGGAUCUCACGGGAGGGGUCGCUGGGUCCGCCGCACAGUUGCGCGAACCCGCGGGGAGCACAUUAGCGGUAUGUUCUGGAUUUUGCCAUUGUAAAUGGGUCUGACGUGACAUGAUAAGACCAGAAAAAUUGGAUGUAAAUUUACUUUUUUUUUUUUUUUUUUUUUGAAUAUACUGCUUGUCGUUUCACAUACAUUAGGGUAUGCAGCUCCUUUUUGUAGUUUUUAUUUUUACUAUUUAAGUUUGGAAAUGAUGCCAAAUUUUUGUAUUUCUUUAAUCAAUGUGUUCUCUUCAGUGAUAUAUAUUGCAUUAUAUAUUGAUGUGUAUAUCAAUAUAUACUGAUAUGUAUUACACUUACACAUACAAACACAUUAAACGGGGGUGAAAAUUCCUAGCCUUCGCAUACUAUAUAGCCUCUGCAGAGAGAUCCCAAGCAGUGAUAUCUUGGUGUUGUGAUGUACAGAAAUGGAGAAGAGUAUUAAACCAUAUUUAAGAAUAUA
This is a messenger RNA of Columba livia (rock pigeon), 3417 nucleotides long. RefSeq names its product eukaryotic translation termination factor 1 (gene ETF1). The transcript is spliced from 11 exons. The record is from RefSeq and is a predicted model, not a curated record. Bases 195 to 1508 code for a protein of 437 amino acids. NCBI's taxonomy places the organism in Eukaryota, Metazoa, Chordata, Aves, Columbiformes, Columbidae. Gene Ontology annotation, biological process: cytoplasmic translational termination. Gene Ontology annotation, molecular function: sequence-specific mRNA binding; translation release factor activity, codon specific. Gene Ontology annotation, cellular component: translation release factor complex; cytosol.